Melanotaenia boesemani (Boeseman's rainbowfish) is the source of this 6351-nucleotide messenger RNA. RefSeq names its product zinc finger protein 831 (gene znf831). The coding region runs from base 511 to 5499 and encodes 1662 amino acids. The transcript is spliced from 4 exons. NCBI's taxonomy places the organism in Eukaryota, Metazoa, Chordata, Actinopteri, Atheriniformes, Melanotaeniidae. The record is from RefSeq and is a predicted model, not a curated record.
GUGAGUACAUGCAGGAGCCAGAAGUCAGGUACUGCCUCAAACUGCUGAUAGGAAUAUCCGUCACUGUGCUAGUGAAGGUGAGCUCACUGUCCUCGCAGCAGCUUCCACCUCUCCGUGAAACAUCAGCCUCCAUCUGGGCUCAGGGCCUCGCUGCUCAUCUCUUUGUGUAAUCUGUUUUCAACUUGUCCUCCGGAAGUCUUUGUUUGACAGCCACCCAGCCCCGCUCCUUCCUUCCACUCCCCCUCUUCUGCCUCACCACUUUCAGCCUGUAUGUUCUCUCUCAUUUGCAUUUCUUCUGCUUCCUCGGUACGAGAAAUAGUCCAAUUCAAAGAGCUGAGAGGGGAUGAGAUUGGAGAGGAGAACACGGCGUGGCUGGCAGAGCUGCCAGAAGGAAGCAGGAACGCUGGGGAUGAGGCUGCUCCGGCUUUUCGUCCUGGAUAACUGUCACUGAUCAGAGAAACGAUAAUUAGAGACCUGGCACUGGCACAUCACGACCACAGCAGCGUUGCCAUGGAGACUGGCAAGCCAGGAUUGGCGAGUGUUCCAAUGCACAUCCGCUCCAUUGCAGCGCCGGUAGAGAAAAGGAUGGAUGUCCAGGCCCCUCUGACGGCUGUUUACAUCCACACAGUGCCUUACCCUCAGCCUCCUGCAGCUGCCCGGGAGCCAUCCACGCUCCAUCUGGCCACGCCGCCACUCUACUCCAAGGAGACACUUCCUUUUCUGACUCUGCAUCUUGCUGGGGGGCUGCAGUCUCUGCCAGGGUUGAGUCUGGCAGCUGGCACUCCUUCAGCCAAACCCAAGUCUGCCGGAAAACAUGUGUGUCCUCACUGUGGACGAGACUGUAUGAAACCCAGUGUGCUGGAGAAGCAUCUCCGCUGCCACACCGGGGAGCGGCCUUACCCCUGCACCACUUGUGGAGUUUCUUUCAAGACUCAGAGCAACCUCUACAAACAUAGACGCACUCAGGCUCAUGCCCGGCUCUCAUCUGAGUCUGAGCAGAGCAGCUUGGACAGCAUAUCCAGCUCAAGAGAGACCCGUACGUCCAGUUUGUCCUUAGAUGAGCGCAGUGAGGAGCCAGGCAGCGUGGAGAGCAGCAACCUUCCUGCUGCUGAGAGCUCCACUCUAAGCAGUACUACAGAGAUGCAACAAUCUCUCUGUAAACAGAAAGAGGGGAGCCUCGCUGUUCACAAUACAGAAACAAACGGGAGCGAAGAGGUGGGAAAAGAAGAGGAUAAGCAGGAGAUGGAAAAUACUAAACCACCUUUGCCAGUUAGUCGACAUCUUCCCCUCAAGAGGCAAGAAGCCAUGCUGUUCUCCAAACAGUGGGAGUGCUCUGUAUCUCGAGGUAAAUCGCAGAGUCACAGCAGCACAGACUCUGGUUUCAGUGAGAUAGGCGAUCACUACCCAAGCCCCGGCAGUGUUCUACCCGACCACAGCAUGGAUUCCCUGGUUGAAUCAAACAAGGAGCAUCUGGAGGAAUCCACCAGGACACACACCCCUUCAGGAGAAAGUAGACAUGAGACCAAAGAUACAGCAAGAGAGCAGGAGCAAAAGAUACUGGAGGAGCGCAUUUCUAAGCUGAUUUCAGAGAACACAGCUGUUGUGGAGGACAAACAGCUGGAGAAUGUGAGGCCAAGGAAGACAGUCCUGUCAAAGCAGGGGAGCAUUGACCUUCCCAUGCCAUACACCUACAAAGACUCCUUUCACUUUGACAUGAAGAUCAGUCCCGCUCAGCACAUUGGUUUACAGAGACACAUCAAGCCGGGACUGCACAGUUCUGUGCCCACUCAGCGCUCCUCCACCAUGGAGCAUGCCCCCCUAACGCGCAGCAAUUCUCUCCCCUUCAGCGUUGCCCUGCUGCAGCCUGAGAGAAGCAGCCCCACCUCCUCUUAUCAGAGCGAUUAUGUAACGCCCGCCCGGAGGAGAAGCUCUGGCCAAAUCAACCCAACGUGUUCGAAGCCUGUUAACCAGCACUCGUCCACCCACCACCCACUUGUCCGACAGACCGCCGUAGACUGCAACCACGCAACAGAUGGUCUCUUCUCAAACUCAUCGGUGGAGGAGGCGUGCACUGGCAGCCUCAGCUGCGAUGGAGAUGGUGGUGACAUCUGCGAUGAGCCAAACACCAGAAAGAUCCGGAGGAAGAAACCACAGAAGUUUUUUUACAAGUGGUACAUGUACAGGGGGGGGACGUUUAAAAGGCUCUACAAUGCUGAGACGACGGGUGAUAACAGUACUUCCAAAGGUAGGAAAUGUUCAACAAACCCAGAGGUUGUUCUACAGAAGCCCGCACUGGUGGAUCAUAAGGAGACAGGCUCAGCCAUCAGCAUCACAAACAGCGCUGCAACAGUCGCUCAUCAGUCUGCCAGCCUCCCCCUCAUCUCUUCUGUGGAUUUCAGUCACCUUAACAGCUCCAUCAAGGCUCCACUCAGGAGAAAUUUGUCAUUGUCGGUGUUGCCGUCACCAACCACCGGAUCACUGCUCAGCUACAAAACAGAGUGUGUGAGCAGAACAGAGGCUGAGAGGCCAGUUAAUGCUGAACAGCAACCACGUGGAGCCCAUAUUCCCUCUGACAGGAAAAAGCAGAGAACUGAUGACAAAAUAACUUCGUCUCUGGGGAUGCUGACUGACCCAAACACAUCGACUCGUCCCCCUCCCUCUGCUACUGCUAAUGUCCUUCUGCAGGAUGCAAAUCUGACUUUUAUAAACUUUACAAAAGAUCCAAAUCACACUGAGCUGCAAGGAGCUGUCUUUCCGUCAAGCAUGCUCAAUGCAAAAGCACCUUCAGUUAGAAUUUCGCCAACCACUUCCGUCCCCACCGCUGCCAAGAGCAGCUUCCUGCCCAAGUACCAGCUCAAGUUACCUAAUACACCUGACCCUGACCCCAGAAGUUCACAGACAGCUGUGGGAAAACCGAAGGGAAGUGAUGACUACUCUCUCACUGCGCCGCCAUCCACAGCCUCUGAUCAAACAUCACCGUCAGGAGCAACUUGUGUACAGAAUUGUGGAAAUCUCUUCCCUUGUGACGUCGGCAGGAUGAAAACUUUCUCUUCCACACAAGAACAGCUUGCCUUAACGUGCGCAGUCACAGCUCUUAGUAAGGCUGCAGCAUCACAACUCAGUCAAAGUUUAGCAUCUAGUGUCACUGUGGUGCACAGGCAACUUGCAACAUCCACCCAAACCACAAGUUGCCUACGAGAUUCUCAUGCCGGAUUAUGCAACGCUUUGAUGCAGCCUUUACGAUCUGCAGCAGGCUCGGUGCCUCCCCGGCUACCCACACCUGCACCUGCAGAUGCAAACUUAUCUGUAACCACAGUAAACAAUCUGACAUCUGCAGCUACAGUUUCAGCUUUUUCACAAUCCCAACCUUACCUUAGUCCUAACACCCCCCUGUCACAGGCGUCAAACCCUGGAAACAGUGCGCACGUCAGCUCAAACACCCCAACUGUACCGCUUAACCAUGUGCAGCCAGCUCAGAAUAUAUUUCAUGUUCACACAGCAGACCUCCAGAUCUGCCUCCAGAUCAUUUCUGACGAACAGUUGGCCCUCAUUGCACCCCAAAUUGAACGUACACCUGGUAUGAGCCUGUCUCACACACCGGAUGUUGAAGCAAUGACCCAGGAGGAUCCUCAGAAUAAAGCUCAAAACUCUCUCACAGUGGAAAAAAGCUAUGAAGCCGAGAACCACGAACAGCAAGGAAAUGAAAAGAAAACUGAAAGAAAGUCUUUGCCCACACUUAACUCGGAGGCAAUAACACCUCCACUGUCUGGAGGAUCUGUGAAAGGAGAUCCAGGUCCCCACCUGGCUGAACACAGUACAAGCAAUAAGGCUGCAGCUUCAGCUAACUCUAACCUGUCGCUACACCCACACAAAUACGCUCCUGUAAGCACCGUCAUGCAGCCUCAGAGCUCUGCGGGCGAUGUUGUGCCAACUGCUGCUUCACUCAGAGGUCGAACUUCAGACCAUGAGCAUUACCUCCCUCCCAACAGUUGCACUGAGGAGCAGUUUUCACUGGACAGGAGGGCCGGCCGAAGCCAGCCGGUCUCUGGCCAGCACAUGCUUAGCGUGAGUCCUCCUUCCACCAGCACACCAAGUCAGAGCGGCAUGAAAGGUGAACUAGCAGGUAAAGAAAGCCAACACAAACUUCCAGAUCAUGGAGCCUGGUGUAAAAACAGCCAAUUAGAAGGUGGUGAAGUCCUCAGUCAGGCGGACAGUGCUGCACAUGUCCAGCUCCAAGCUCCAGGCCAGCUGAACUCACAGGCAUCCGUCUACUGCUGUCAGCAACAGGAACCUAUACUGUAUGCCAAUCAGAAUCCAUCCAAACCUGCAAGCCUACGAUGCAACACAGUGGGACCUUCGGAUUGCUCCUCCUCUUGCUUGGAAGUUACUGAAUUGCAGGAUCCACAAAAACACAGUGGACCGUUUACCUCCCUGUCCUCUAACUUCCAGGUGGAAAGACAAAAAGAUGAGCCAGCUGUGUGUACAAGUGUCCAGAGUCCAACUACAGGGUUUAUAGAAGAAUGUGCAGCCCAGAAGGAGCUGCAGACACAGGAGCAUGCAGGGACCGCCCUGCAGCCACAGAGGACAGACUGGAGACCAAAGCAGAGCCAAGCCGAGGCAGAGACCCACCCCCAGGCCGAAGGGCAGAGAGCUGGAGGUGGUGGGGCGACCGGGGAGGACAGGAACAGAGAAGCUAAAGAGAUGCAGAUCCAGCUAAAGAGAUCCAGCAGAUCCAUCUUUUUACCAGAAACAACCAGGAUAAAGGAAGAAGAGCCAGUGGAUAAAAACUGCCUUCUACCUGAACAGCAUCUUCAGGAUCGUUCCCGGACUCACUCAGGAAUGUCUGAGUGUCAUCCUUCAGCCCCUCACAAAACUCCGGCUACUUUCAAUAACUCAACUUUGCCUCCCAGCAGCAUUCAUGCCAGCCUUCUAAAUUCACUCCCACUGGAUAUUAAACAGUUCCCUCCCUUUCAACAGAGCUGGGACAACAUCAUCCAUAAGCAACAAACACAAGAGGUACACGAAACCAGUUCAACCCUCGCGACUGCUCAGCUUCAUUUAUCUGAAAGCCAUCAUGUUUUCUCAAGAACUGAGCCUUCUCUUCAACAAACCCACCCAGUCUCACAUCAACAGCUAAAGCAAACUAGCAUCAGUCUCUCUGUUCAGAACACGUCUACAGGUAACUAUAGCACAUCUGUAAGCUGGUCUGGUACAUUAGCUUCAACAUCUGCACGCUCUAACCUCUGCAGAACUACUGCUGCACUGACUGCAGACAGCCAGGAUACUGGCUCUCCAUUUAAGUCUGCCACAUACCUGGAAGACUACUCCAGUCAGAGCAGCAACAUUCCCAGCAAAUACCAGUCUGUUUUCAUGGGAGGGUCGCUUCACGGCUUCCAGCCAGCUGAUUUUCUGACCAGUGAUGUAAGGCCUGUCCAGAGCUGCUACCGAGAAGACAGCAGCAGCAGCGAUGAUGAGGGGAAGCUUAUUAUCGAGCUUUAGGACAAACACGUUGCACGCAGUAAUAAGUUUGAAGCUGACCUACGACUCAUUUCAGUAUAAAAAUUCAUCCUGUGUUGUGUCUGCGCAACAAGCAGCUCAACAGAGAAUCACCUAAAUAUGUUCAGCAGACAACGUUUGUUCCCAUUUCUCUGUUCAUCGACUAAAAGCCGCCAAAGAAACAAAGUUUGACAAGAUAAUUUAGAAUCUUUGCACCAGCAAUGUGAUUUCCAAAGAGCUGUUCUCCCAGAAUUAGUCCUCUCUCACCACGCUAUUCAGCCUAAAAAAAGAUGUGCUGGGCUGGAAAACACGAGAUGAAGAGCAUCUAAAAUUCAGCAAAGACCUGAACCAGGACCUGACAUCUGGACCUUCAGUUGAUCCAUCUAUUGUUGGCCAAAGCCUCAUCAGAAAUGGUCUCCAUGGAAACGUGUCAGGAAGCCAGAAAAGGCUGAGAUAUGCCACAUGGCACAUAAACUGGACUGAAGAUCAAUGGCAACGGGUCUGAUGGAGGGAUGGAUCUUCCCCGGAACCCGGACCUGGACGGGUCCGAUGGAGGGAUGGAUCCUUCCCGGAACCUGGACCUCGACGGGUCCGAUGGAGGGAUGGAUCCUCCCCGGAACCCGGACCUCAACGGGUCCGAUGGAGGGAUGGAUCCUUCCUGGAACUCAGACCUCGAUAGUACUGAAGCAGGGUGGGGUCAUCUUGACAGAGAACAGGACAAAAGACAGACUUUGUAAAGUCCUUCAAGGAUCCUGUAGAACUAUUCCUGGAAAGUCCUUCAAGGAUCCUAGAGAACUGUGCUGCAUUUCCCUGUUUUGUGCUUUUUACAUGUCAGUAAUAAACAUCUGCACUGCU